AUGCAUCAUUUAAGAGUUUAAUUUCUAUGUUAAGUAAAGGUAAACACAUCUUCAAGGAUCUUGAGUUUUCAGCUAGACGGUCAAAAGAAAUCAGGCCGGUAAGGGUGUUUGUUCUUUGUACAUGUCAAGCUUUCAAAAAUGUUUAUUUCAGGUCGUGCUACGACUGUAAUGUAUGUAAAUUUAGAUCAUUUAGAAUAUUACUAAAUUAACUUACAAUGUUGGACUCUUUAUUUGAGACAAACAAUUCAAAAGACAUAUGAACAUCGUAGUCGUAGAACAUGUCACAUCCACCGUUUUUUCGAAUACGCUCUGAUGUAUAUGUAUAUAUGGGCCAUAUCUUGACUUUUGUGGGUCUCACUGAUUUGAAGAUGCUUGUAAAUUCGUUGUUUGAGCUACCUGUUUCCUUAACGUUGUGCACCAUUAAUCGUGGUGAAAUUCUUCGAUCGAGAGUGGUGUUGGUGACUCCAUCAAGUCUUGUAGGUGUAAGGGGCUGCAAGAUGCUACUGUACCAUUGGUAUUGCAAAAUAUCAGUGAAACCUGGUUGAAGAAAUGAUCUCACUCCCCAAUGCUUAAGGUUUCUCUAGUAAAUACAUAGGAAUGGAUGAAAUGAUUUUAUUUUAUUUUGACACAACUGACAUGUUCAGACACGUCAUUGCAGAAGACCCACCAAAUGAUCAACUAUUUCUCCCUCAACCGCCUGUUAAACGUAUUCCUUGGUUAUAAGAAUAAUCCGCCAGGGUAACCUUAAUACUGCCAUGACAGCUUCCACUUAGAAUCAGGUGUCGAAAUUAUCAUAGCAAGGUAGCGUCGGC
Acanthoscelides obtectus is the source of this 812-nucleotide messenger RNA. Lineage: Eukaryota; Metazoa; Arthropoda; Insecta; Coleoptera; Chrysomelidae. The record is from the annotation of a GenBank genome assembly.